CUUAUUAAAUAGAUGAGGAUAUGAAACCUGAAAGGUGAUUGUUUCACUGGUGGCGGAGAGAAAGAGAGAGUCCAGACUGAAACUGAAACAUCAAUGAUAAUGAAGAAAGGGCAGCAACAGUUGACAGAUGAGAAUCUGCGCCAGCCUCUGGACGAAGUGUUCGAACUGGGCCAGAUCCUAGGCAAGGGCUCGUAUGGAUAUGUGCACAAGGCCAUACACAAGCAGUCUGGAAAGGCGUUUGCAAUCAAACAGGUCCCAAUUGAAGAUGACCUGCAGAAAGUGGUCAAAGAAAUAAACAUCAUGCAGCAAUGCAACUCAGACUUCAUAGUCAAGUACACGGGAAGUUACUUCAAAGACAGCGAUCUCUGGAUUGUGAUGGAGCUGUGUUCCGGCGGGUCUGUCAUCGAUCUCAUCCGACACAGGAAUCUGCCCCUGGACGAAUCUGAACUGUCGGCUGUGCUGAAGGAUACUCUUAGAGGAAUGAGGUAUCUGCACGCAAGUCGCAAAGUGCACCGAGAUGUGAAAGGGGGAAAUGUUUUACUAUGUGAAGACGGUAUGGCCAAGCUAGCCGACUUUGGAGUUUCCGGGCAGUUGUCAGACUCGUGUGUGAAACGAAACACCUUCAUUGGCACUCCGUUUUGGAUGGCGCCCGAAAUCAUCCAAUCACAGGGCUACGACUGCAUGGCUGACAUUUGGAGUCUGGGAAUCACCAUAAUAGAGUUAGCCGAAGGAAGACCCCCCUAUUCAGACAUACACCCCAUGCGUGCUAUAUUUAUGAUAUCAUCCAACGAUCCCCCCACGUUAACCGACGAAUCAAAGUGGUCCGACGACUUUGUAGACUUUUUAUCGCAUUGUCUCGUCAAGCAGCCGGACAAAAGAGCAACGGCCGACAAGCUUCUUAAGCACAACUUUAUCAAAAAUGCAGCCUCAAGAGAUCUAAUUGCGACUGCAAUUGUUGACGCUCAAGAGAAGCGCCAGCAGCUAGCGAUUAAAAGAAAUAGAGAGAAUAAAAUUCUAAAUUCAGCUUUACAAAAUGGGUCAGACAGUGUGGAUUUUGGCGCAGAGGAUGAUAGUUACAGUACUGCUAAAACGUUUCAUUCGUACGACACUUCAGGCGGGACCUUUAUGGCGAAAGGUGACGACCAGGAAAGCUACCCCGCUGGAACUUCCGGAACACUGGUCUGCAAUGAGACGAUAAAGUCUGGGUCUUUUCUCGUCAACGGAAGUAAUCAACGUGUUAGCAAUGGUACUGCAGGAAAUGAAACUUUGAACGAAGCGUUUGAAACGAUGGUUAUCAACGAUGAAGACAAUGCAGACGAUGGCAGUCAAGGUUCAGGCGAAGAUGGAACGAUGAGAAGGUUGAGUGAGACCAGGAGUAAUCGCGGAUCCCACACAUCCUCAAAAGAAGUUCCCUUCUUUUUGCAGCAUUUCGAACAAAAGGCAGCUCAGGGAGUCGAUCUCAGUAGCUCAGAAACGAGCACAAAUAAUAUCAGAAACAAACAACAAAAAAAUCAAGUGGCUUAUCAACCUCCGGGUUACCAUCCUGGUCCAGGAAACAACGAGUACCCCUCAAUAUCAACCGGGGUUUUCGAUCAUCAGGGUCAUUUGGUCAGACCCUUUGACGACGAAACGAAUUUCGAGUUCCUAGAAGAUUCCAAUCUGGCUGAAUUGAGACAAAAAAUGGCAGAAGUGGAUGUGUGUUUGAACCAGGAGCUGGAAGCACUGAAAAGAAGAUACGAGACAAAGCGGCUGCCGAUUGUAGAUGCUAUCAAAAGCAAACGAGCUUCAGUUGGUUUCUUUUGACAAAUGAACUGAAUCGGACUAGAUAAUUAUUGUAGUUUUCGAGGGUAUCUGAUGCCACGAUUAGAACUUCUAUUGCUAUUUCUCACUUUGUCCAUUUUAUCAAUCUCUAUUUUUGUAGACAGCAAACGUUUAUACUCUUCAAUUGAAUAUUUCGAUAAGUUAAA
Symsagittifera roscoffensis is the source of this 1967-nucleotide messenger RNA. RefSeq names its product serine/threonine-protein kinase 4-like. Bases 94 to 1803 code for a protein of 569 amino acids. Lineage: Eukaryota; Metazoa; Xenacoelomorpha; Acoela; Convolutidae. Gene Ontology annotation, molecular function: protein serine/threonine kinase activity; ATP binding. The record is from RefSeq and is a predicted model, not a curated record. The transcript has 4 exons. Gene Ontology annotation, cellular component: cytoplasm. Gene Ontology annotation, biological process: protein phosphorylation; intracellular signal transduction; protein tetramerization.